UCAACUUGACAGAGCUAACCUGAUUGCUACUUGGACUGCAGUGGCUCCAGAGCUCUUCUGGGAUGGCUUGGGGGAUGCUCUGAACACCAGAGCACAACGCUCAGAAUCUCUACAAUGGAUAGAGUUUAUGAAAUACCUGAGGAACCAAACACAGAUCCGGGUUCAUCUGUGGAGGAAGAUGUCAUCCGAGGGGCCAACCCCCGCUUUACAUUUCCAUUUAGUAUCCUCUUUUCCACCUUCUUGUACUGUGGGGAGGCUGCAUCUGCCCUGUACAUGGUUAGAGUCUAUCGAAAGAAUAAUGAGACAUUCUGGAUGACAUAUACAUUUUCUUUCUUUAUGUUUUCAUCUAUUAUGGUGCAGAUGACCCUCAUUUUUGUCCACAGAGAUCUAGCCAAAGAUAAGCCACUCUCAUUAUUUAUGCAUCUAAUCCUUUUGGGACCUGUUAUCAGAUGCUUGGAGGCCAUGAUAAAGUACCUCACACUAUGGAAGAAAGAAGGGCAGGAAGAGCCCUAUGUCAGCCUCACCCGCAAGAAAAUGCUAAUAGAUGGCGUGGAGGUGCUGAUAGAGUGGGAGGUGGGCCACUCCAUCCGGACCCUGGCUAUGCAUCGCAAUGCCUACAAACGCAUGUCACAGAUCCAAGCCUUCCUGGGCUCAGUGCCACAGCUGACCUAUCAGCUGUAUGUGUCUCUGAUCUCUGCAGAAGUCCCCCCAAGUAGAGCUGUGCUAAUGAUCUUUUCAUUGAUAUCUGUCACCUACGGGGCUACCCUCUGCAAUAUGUUGGCGAUCCAGAUCAAGUACGAUGACUAUAAGAUCCGCCUUGGUCCGCUAGAAGUCCUUUGCAUCACCAUCUGGAGGACACUGGAGAUUACUUCUCGCCUCAUGAUUCUGGUGCUCUUCUCAGCCACCUUGAAGUUGAAAGCUGUGCCCUUCUUAGUGCUCAACUUCCUGAUCAUUUUCUUUGAGCCUUGGGUUAAGUUCUGGAGAAGUGGUGCCCAGAUGCCUGAUAAUAUUGAGAAAAAUUUCAGCCGGGUUGGCACUUUGGUGGUGCUGAUUUCAGUCACCAUCCUCUAUGCUGGCAUCAAUUUCUCUUGCUGGUCAGCACUGCAGUUGAGGUUAGCAGAUAGUGAUCUUGUUGACAAAGGUCAGAACUGGGGACAUAUGGGUCUACACUAUAGUGUGAGGCUGGUAGAAAAUGUGAUAAUGGUCUUGGUUUUCAAGUUCUUUGGAGUUAAAGUGUUACUGAAUUACUGUCAUUCCCUCAUUGCCUUGCAACUCAUCAUUGCAUAUCUGAUUUCCAUUGUCUUUAUGCUCCUUUUCUUCCAGUAUUUGCAUCCAUUGCGCUCAUUGUUUACCCGUAAUGUAGUGGACUAUCUCCACUGUGUCUGCUGCCACCAGCACCAGCGGGGAAGGGCUGAGAACUCAGAGCCUCCUUUUGAGGCUGAAACAAGACAAAGCAUUGUCUGAUUCUGUCUCUUGGGUAUUGUGGAAUGGGUCAAGGGUUGCCAAGAGGAGUUAUAAAGUGUAGGAUGAGACUUGUGGGUGAAUGAUCAGCCUAACAUUUUCUUGCAAGUCUGUUAGAAGAAAACGUGACCUCCAAGCAGGUUUAAGAUUUA
Molecule: messenger RNA, 1613 nt
Organism: Octodon degus (degu)
Lineage: Eukaryota; Metazoa; Chordata; Mammalia; Rodentia; Octodontidae
Gene: Xkrx
Product: XK related, X-linked
Exons: 3
Coding region: 115-1464 (449 amino acids)
Cellular component (GO): membrane
Source: RefSeq, a predicted model, not a curated record